This is a messenger RNA of Pelecanus crispus (Dalmatian pelican), 1537 nucleotides long. The record is from RefSeq and is a predicted model, not a curated record. NCBI's taxonomy places the organism in Eukaryota, Metazoa, Chordata, Aves, Pelecaniformes, Pelecanidae.
UAGUGCCUGUUCUAAGGUGAAGCAAACAAUAUACAGCAAUGUUCAGCCUUCAAAUUCCAAUUUACUGUGGGACCCAGAGUUCAUGCUAGAUUUUAUUGAGAAUCCUUCUGCUCACAGCAUUAACUACUCAAUGCUGGGCAAGAUCCUGAGCGAUAACGCAGCCAACCGCUACAGCUUUGUCUGCAAUGCACUAAUGAACGUGUGCAUGGGGCACCAAGAUGCAGGAAGGAUUAAUGACAUAGCAAACCUUUGCGCAGAGCUGACGGCAUGCUGCACGGUGCUUAGCUCAGAGUGGUUAGGGGUCGUAAAAGCUCUUUGCUGCUCUUCGAAUCAUGUCUGGGGUUUCAACGAUCUGCUUUGCAGUGUGGAUGUGAGUGACCUGUCGUUCCACGAUUCCCUGGCCACUUUCAUUGCUAUACUGAUCGCCCGGCAGUGCUUUUCUCUGGAAGAUGUAGUGCAGCAUGUUGCGCUGCCUUCUCUUCUUGCAGCUGCCUGUGGAGAUCCGGAUGCUGAGCCUGGGGCGAGGAUGACCUGUCGGCUGCUCCUGCACCUCUUCAGGACCCCCCAGGUCUGCCUCUUUCCCCAGGGAACAGGGAAAUUAUUUCCGGGAAUUCGUUCUUCUUGUGAUCGUCACCUCUUGGCUGCUGCUCACAACAGUAUAGAAGUGGGAGCUGUGUUUGCAGUCUUAAAAGCAAUUUUGAUGCUUGGCGACGCUGAAAUUGGCAGCAGCAAUGUCAACUCCUUGAAGAGUGAAGACUUCCAUAUGAGAGACUUACUAGAUGAACUCAAUGAGGAUGAAAUCUGGGGUUCCUCUCACACUUUGAAACCAUGCGGAAAAGCUGUUUCCAUAGAAACUGCUAGUUUGAGCGAGUAUGCUAGAUAUGUGCUAAGAACAAUUUGCCAGCAGGAAUGGGUUGGAGAGCAUUGCUUAAAAGAACCCGAGAGGCUGUGCACAGACAAAGAUCUUAUUUUGGAUCCCGUUCUUUCAAACAAACAAGCACAGAAACUCCUUCAACUUAUCUGUUAUCCUCAUGGUAUUAAAGAAUGCACCGAGGGUGAUAACCCUCAGAGGCAGCAUAUCAAACGCAUACUUCAGAACUUAGAUCAGUGGACUCUCCGGCAGUCUUGGUUGGAGCUGCAACUAAUGAUCAAACAGUGCAUGAAGGAGCCUUUCGUCUGAGCGGCGAGGAGUGUGGCUGGUGGCUCCCUUGAUUGCAAAACUGCCUACCUCAGUUCAAGGUAGGGUCUUGAAAGCUGCGGGAGAGGAGCUGGAGAAAGGUCAGCAUUUGGGGUCAUCUUCUAAGAAGGAAAGAGAUAGACAGAAACAAAAAAGCAUGUCUCUUUUGAGUCAGCAACCUUUCCUUUCAUUGGUGCUUACUUGCCUUAAGGGACAGGAUGAGCAACGGGAAGGGCUUCUAACAUCACUGCAGAAUCAAGUUAAUCAGAUCCUUAGUAACUGGAGGGAAGAACGGUACCAGGAUGACGUUAAAGCUAGGCAAAUGAUGCAUGAAGCCCUACAACUUCGUCUUAACUUGGU